Neospora caninum is the source of this 12972-nucleotide messenger RNA. RefSeq lists its product as hypothetical. The coding region runs from base 1 to 12972 and encodes 4323 amino acids. The record is from RefSeq and is a predicted model, not a curated record. Lineage: Eukaryota; Apicomplexa; Conoidasida; Eucoccidiorida; Sarcocystidae. The transcript is spliced from 5 exons.
AUGGAAGACAAUUCCCUGACGCUGAGCAGCUGCUGCAGCGAGAGUAGCGGCGCAUUUGAAGAAAGUGCCGAGGGCAGCGAACAUUGCAGCUGUAGUGUGUGUCAGGCGCAAAACCCAGGGGGUGAGGAACAAGACCAAAGCUCUCGAAACAGCGACAUAAGCAGGCACUGCAGUUGCUGUUCAGAAAUAGCGCAAAGCAGGUCCGCCUCUAGCGACGGGAGGACGUCGACCGAAAUGGAACAUCAAAGUCUGGGUCUCGCUCGAUCAGUGGCAGAAGCAGUGACGUCUGCAUUUUCUAGACCUCCAGUCGCUCUGCUCGGGUCGCCAACCGUCUCGGUUUUUUCCCCUCCUGAUUCAUGUACGGCAGCUGAGAAAAGGACGCUCCUUCGCAUGCACCAACAGGCACUCCUUGCUCUCGCGAAUUCAUCGGACGCAGUCUCAGUGCGUCUCCACACAUCCACCGCUCUGCCGCCAGGUCGCCUAAAGGCCACCAGACGGUGCAGUCGAGGGCCAAGUCGAGGACGUCGGAGUCGCACCACAAGCUGCAAGCGUUUUUGUCGUGGCCAACCGAGAAGACGCAGGUCACGAGAAGCAUGCAGCAGAGAAGCUGGAGGACAGGCUAGAGGCGCGUUUGCUCCUGGCAACCGCCCGCUGUCGUCGCCUGAGGCUGCCCAGCGGCCUUCUGCGACGGAUACGAGUUUCAGCUGUAUGGAGGGCGUUUGUUCUUUCACAACGGCGUCGGCUGAUCUUCCCAAUCCCGUUUCGGACUCCACAAGCUCGCCUGCAGAGCCGUGGAUAUCCUGUGGCGGAUGUGGUCAUAGACGGCCAGAACUGGACUCCAGCUGUUCGUCAGGACACGAAAUCCGAGCUGGCUCUCCACGUUGGAACAGUCGCGCGGAGAGAGUCAGGAAAGGCCAAAACAAAAGAAGUUACCAGGGGACCUCGUUGGGAAGGAGAUUGGCGGGAACUGAAGAGCGGGACACGUCAUAUCUGUCCGUUCGCGUGAGGGGAUCUGGACCUUCCAGGGAACGGCGUAACCAAAACCUCGUUCCUCGAUCCGGAUCGCACGGGUGCGCGAACGCAAACCGAAUUUCCCAGGAUGCGACAAUCGAUGGAGGGUUUGUAACGCCAUGCGGGACUCCGGUCACGUUUCUGUCGACGGGGAAUGCAUCUUCGGACCUGAGUCAGAACGUACAGCCGGCAAUCGUCCGCCACGGACGAUCCGAUGGCCUCCGUGGGCCGCCGCUAACUCCUGAGGACCAUUGUCCAGUUCACUGUCCAGAGCUGCCAACACAACGAGGUCGAGAAGCCGCGUUUGUGGUAGAUAGGGAAGGAACACUGACAGGCGGGUCUUCUACGGGGCAACAAACGUCGAAAGGCAGGAGCAAUUUGGAGGAAACACCGUCUUGCCACACUAAACACGAGGAAAGCUUCCCACUGGAUCAGGCUCGUCACGCCAGGUCUUCAGAACGACAGCCUGAAGGCAAGCUGAAACCUCUUGAAGACAAACACCCUGAUUGCCCAGUGCAUGCCCGCGGCAUAGCCUCACCGACGCGUGCAGGGCGAACCGCUUCGACUGCCCAGAUCGAGGUCGCUUUCCACAAAGAUAGGACCAACAGGAGCGAUGCCAAGCACGCGAAAACGCAGCUGGAGGAAACGCGUGGAGAGGCUGGUUGCCGUGGACAAAAGGACACGGGUUCGCGAGAGCUCAAGCGGUUACCGGGGGACCAGGACAACUCCAACCAUACCGCCGCAGUCCGUGUCGGAGAGGAGCGGCCUCACCUAGACAUAACCAGUGCCUGUUCCUCGUACCCCAGGAAACCUCUCCCGAGUGAUUCUCCCGCCUGCGUACUCUCGCCGCCACAUCGUCAAUGUCAGCCAAGACACAGAUCGCGCUCAAAAACCCAGGAAGAUUCCCGUUCCCGGCGUCAUAAUGACGACACCAUCGCGACGCGGUCGCUGGCGGCAUCUCCCGAUGAUCUCGCGGACGCCGAGGCGUACACAAUUGCCGCGAUUCGGGGCCAGAUCUCUUCGAGCGAGGACGAACCGGCCGAAACGCGAAAACUGAGAGACGAAGUCGCCACACUUGUGAAGCAACAUGCACAGGAGAAGAGGCAGACUGCGGCGGCGCAACAGAUGCUGGCCGAGGCAGAGGCAGCUCGAGCAGCAGCGGAACAGCAGUUACAUGAAGCGGAGAAAACCCAGCAGGAGCUCCACGCGAAGCUGGGGCAGGCUGAGGAAACUCUUGAGGGUCUCCUCGAGCAGGUGCACGAGCUGGAGAGGACUGAAACCGCUCUGCGCGAUGCUCUGGCCGAAGCGCAGGGGCAGAAGGCUGCUGCGGAACGCCAGCUGGAAGAACGGACGCUAAGUCCACCAGUUCCUGCUGUUCGAGUAGAGUGCCAGGAGGAAGCAAAUUUGGGAAAUGUAUCAGGAGAGCCUCUCGACCAGGAGGCGCUUGCGACAGCCUUGGAAGACCUGAAGGCAGGUCGUGAGCGGGAAUCCCAGGCGAAACAACAGCUUGAGAAGCUGCAGGCCGAGGUCACAAGUCUGGAGCGGAGGCUCGCCACUGCGGUUCGCGAGAAGGUCGACGCUCUGGAGGCGGUUGCGGAAUACCGCGAGCUACUGGAGCAGCAACGCAGCCAAUGUGAAGCCUUGAGAGAACAGCUUUCCGCUCAGGCAUGCCAGCUGACGCAAAGUGAGCAAAAGGCGCGGCGCCUCUCACAGAGUGCAGAGGAGCAAGUCGCUCUGUUAGAGCGUGUGCACCAGAUCCAAGCUCAGCAGAAGCAAACUCGCGCCAAGUGCCGCAUGCGUCAGGAGCAGCUCGAGACGGCCUUGAUGGCGAGGGAGGAAGUUUUGCAGCGGCAGAACGAGGACUUGUUGCUGCUCCGACUGUCGGAGGCGGAGACAUCUCGCGAACGGGACGCGGCGACGCUUGAGAGGCAGGCCUCCUCGGAACGUCACGCCUUUCAGUGUGAGGAGCUCCAGCAGUGGCUGUGGUCUCUGAGUGGCAGAUUGGAGCGGCAGAAAGAUGUUAUCAGACAAAAGGAACUGACCCUCAGAGAGCAUCCUCUUUCGCGGCAGCAGUCGUCUGAGCGGCAUAGGCUACACCAGGAAGAUCUCGAAGAGCGGCUGUUUGCCGAGCACCUGGCGCGACUCCAAUCGCGCGAAGAGCGGCAGCGACUCGAAGAAGAAAUCGCCGAGCUCCGGCGCCAACAGGCCAACGUGCGCCGUGCACUUCAGGAGCUUGAGCCUGGGAAGAAACGCGACGCGAUGCGUAGGCUCCGGGAGAGCCGUACUGCGGACUUUCGCUUCGUUCAAUCGGAGAAAGAAACGACAGAGCGCGACGCUGGGCGUCGUUCGGACGACGCAGCGAUGGCGGCUGAAGGGUCAACGCCCGAGAAACUCCCGCAGGCGGCGCACUCGGUGCGGUUUGGCGUCAGUGAGCUUCUACGUUCGCAGAGAUCCGCCGAGAUGACGGCUGUUCGGGCGCAGGUCGAGACUGCCGAAGCAGCCGUGCGUGUGUUGCAAGACGAGCUGCGACAGCCUGAGGUUCCUCGUCGGUGUUUGGACGUGUCGCGCGUCGAAGGACCCGAAGCAGAAGCAAGCGAGGCACUGAAACCAGACAGGCCAGGUAGAGCCAGUGAGGAGUCUCGGGUUCUGUUGAAGGUGCUCGGAUGGCAAAUUACUGCAGCAGCGGAGCGCCUGGGAGCAGCGCGGUGCCGGGAGCGAGAGUUCCUUGCUCAGGUCGCAGCCCUGGAACAAGGCUGGACAGCGCGGAACUUCCGAGAGGGAACUGCGGCGGAGGUGACAACCGGGGCCGCGUUGCAGCGUUGCCUCGAGGGACGGAAGAUGCUCCAGGAGGACUUGGAAGCGAGCCUUUGGCAGCUAGAACGUGGCCUAGCUCUCGCAGAAGCAGAGAGAGACCGCGAAGCCCAGGCGGCAGCCAUCGCCAGAGAGCAGCAGGCGCUGCUGGAGGCUCAGAAACAGGCCCUCGAGCGACUCGAAGAAGAACUUCGCAGCAAGACCGAAGCGGAGGAGACGGUCCAGCGGGAAGUGCUGAAAAUGGUGAGACGAAUUCAAGAGCUCGAGGUCAGCGAGGAGCAGGGGACUGAGCGGUUAGCCGACUGUCACGCAGCCCUAGCUGAAGCAAUGCGGCAGCUGCGGGCGGCGGAACAGGCGGAGAGGGAACUCCGAGAGACUCAGCGUCGUCAGCUGGAACAGAGGAAGGAAGCGGGUCUGAAAGAAGAAGCCGCGCGUCGAGAGGAACAGGCGAAGACGGAGGAAGCGCUACGGGAAGGCGCGAAAACCGUUGCGGCCUUGUUGGUUUCGAAACUCGAAGGAACAGCCGCUGCAGCUGCAAAGGUGCAACAGCUGCAGUGUUUGGUCGCCGAGAAGGAGGAUGAAAUCGGCAACCUCGUCGCCGAGCUCGAGAGCAAACGCGAGGCGUUGGAAGCCGAGAAAUCUCGACACGAGGCGUUCCAGGCGCUCUUGCGAACCGAGCAAGAGUCCUCUCGACAGCUUGAGGCCCUCCACGCGGCUUGGCAGGUCGACGGGGAGACGCUGUUGGAGAUGCAGACCAGUUUGUCGAGCGACAAGCCGCGUCCUUUGCAGAUGGCCGUUCUUAAGCAGCUGCAGAGUCUGGCGCAGCAUCGAGAGAGACACUGCGAGGACCAGGACCCGCACCGGGAUCCUGCUGAGGAUGAAGAGGCCGCGGAAGCCGCUCGGAGAGGGCGGCGAGAGAUGGAGAGGCAAGUUGUUGCUGUCGUGCAGGCGCUGCAGCAAGAAGCGCGCGAGAGGCGGACGAUGAGGAUUGAAGAACUGGAAGGCGCGGUUCGCGAGCUUGAGAGACAGCGCGACGCGGCUGAACAGCUUGCUUCGCAGCGCGGCCCCCAGGCGAAGCAGCUGCUUCAAGAACUCGAGGACCAAGAGAAGAGUUUGAAGGCAGUGCAGGAAGAACGAACGCAGCUCGUAGAGGAGUACAAGCGGGAGACGGAAGAGGCGGCGAGGGCUCUGGCGGUGCAAAGACUGCAUUGGCAGGAGUCGCGGGAAAGGUGGCAGCUGCAGCACGAGGCGGGUGCGUCCCGGGAAGAGGAGCUUGCGCGACAGCUGGAGACCGCGUGUGUAGCUCAUGCCGGCGAUGUCGAGCAGCUGGAGCUCCAAGCGGCGGAAGCAGAACGAGCUUUGACGGAAGAAGCGGCGAAGGUUGCUCAGCUUCGGCAGGCGCAGGCAGACCUGCUUGCUCAACAAGGUGCGGAGCGCGCGGCUCUUGUGGACGGCCACCGAUCCAGGGAAGAGGCUCUGCAGCGGCAGAUUCACCUGGCCACGGCGGAGCUGGCGAGCAUGCGAGACAGGUGCGAAGCCGCCGAAACGCAUCUGCAUUUCCACAGGGCCCGCGAGCAGGCGCUCGCUGCCGCGGCUGCGAGGGGCUGUCUGGAGUGCGCCAAAGCGAACGCUUUUCUCGCGCAUCUGUCCGCUGCAGAGCAGCGAGAACACCAGCUGAGGCUCGAGAAGACGACGCUCAAGCAUCAACUGGACCAGCUGCAGGAGGAGCGACGGGAGGAGAGCCGCCGCUUCCAGAGACUCCAGCAGGAACAAGAAAAGGUGCAUGCGGCGCAACUCGAGGAGCUGCUCGGUGCGCAGGAACUGAAGACGCAGCAUCACGCCCAGGCCGCAGCGAGCGCCCUCGCGAAAACCCUCGCGCUGAACGGGGCUCUGCGCCAGCUGGAGAAGGCCGACUGCGAAGCGGUGUGGCUCCGCGAGGAUCGGCUGCGUUUGCAGAGGGAAGUCGAGCGCACGUAUGCCCGGCUGGCCGAGCUUCAGAGCUCCGAACACCAGCUGCUCGCGCAACAGGAGCACCAGUCGGCUGCUGCUGCGGCGGGCGGCCUGUUGCUCCAGAUCGAGGCGCGGCACGCCUUCCGGAGGCUCGAGGCAGUCCAGCAGGAGUGCGAAGAAGUGACGCAGGAGAGGCGCGAGCUGGAAGCGGAGCUGCAGAGGGCCAGAGAGGCGGAGCGCAUGCACUUGCAGAGUCAGCAGAGAGCCUUUGAGGACGAGCGCCUGCAGCACGAGGCCGCUCUCUGUCGACUCCGCUCCGACCUCCUCGCAGGCCAGCGCCUCCUUGAGGAGCAGUUGGAGACGGAGCGCGCGGCACGCCUUCGGGAGCAGCAGGUGCUUCAACAGAGCAGCCAGCUGCUGCUGCUUCGUCUGCACUCUACGGAAAAGCGGCUGAAGGAUCGAGAAGAGGCCGCCGCCGCAGCGGAGUCUCGCGCAGCCGCGGUGCGACGCCUGGCGAGUGAGGACCGCGCAGAAGGCGAAUCCCUGAAGGCCGAGGUCGCCCGCCUCAAGGACAGUUUCCAGAGGUCGCAGGCGCUGCAUGCAGAUCUGAGGAAACAGUUCGAGGAGGAACGCCUGGAGCUUCAGAGCGAAGUCGCGAAGCAGAAACUCCAAGCAGAAGAAGGCCUUCAGCGUCUGGAGGCACUGGAGGCUCUGGGCCGCGAGCGUGUGGAGCGCCACGAGCGGGAACUGGCUGCGGCGCGUGAGCACCAACGCGCACUUCUCGAAGAAGCCUUUGAAGCGCAGCGCAGAGACCAAGAGAAGGUGUACCGCGAACAGCUGGAGCUCGAGCUGCAGACGCAAAGAGAAGAGGCAGAGCGGAGCUUCGCGCGAGAGAAAGAAGCGUUGAUGGAAGCCCACAGCAGAGCCCUUCUGGAGCGGGAGAAGCAGAUUGAAGCGCAGCGAAAGGAAUUUGAGGCGACAGUGGAGACGCAGAGGGCAGAUUGCGAACAGCGGCUCCUCAGCAGUGAGGCUACCCACGCGAAGCUUCUUGAGGAGCAUCUGGCCAAGCAACGGGAGGCACUGGAGGAUCGCCAGCGGACAGCUCUCGAGGCACAUCUGGAGAGGCAGCGCACAGAGUUGGGCCAGCAGCGGCGAGAGGUCGAAGCGCAGCUUGACGCUGAGCUGACGCAGAGCCGCGAAGCCCUCCAGGCGCAGAAGGAGGCGUUCGAGACGGAACUGGCUGCGCAGAAAGCGAAACUUCACGAGCAGCUAGAAGGGAUUCAGACGCACCAGGAGCUCCUCCUGCAGCAGCAGCGCGACCAGCAGCAGGCGGAGUUUCGGCGCCAACUGGCGGAGCAGGAAGCGGAACUCGAACGACGGAGGGACAAGGAGAUUGCGGCGGCAAUUGCGCAGCAAAGAGCAGAGUGGCAAGCGCAGCUCGAGGAGGCUCUCGACGAGAUGCGCACGCAUCUCCAGGACAAGUGUCGCCGACAGCACGAACAAGACCUCGCCCGACGCCUCUUAGAAAAAGAGCGGGAAAUUCAGGAGGCUCUCAGCCGCCAGAGGCUCGCGCUGGAGAAGGAGAUGGAUGCGAAGCUCGCCCAGGCGGAGCAGGUUCGAGAGGCAGAGAAGAGACGGAUUCAAGACGAGGCGAAUGCGUUCGUUCUAGAGAGACAGGUGAGCUGCGAGAAGCGACUCCGGGUCCAGCAAGAGCAGUCCGCAGAAGACCACGCGCACGCGUCUGCUGCUCAGCAGUCGGAGCUUUGGGAAGCGGAACAGCUUCGCUUCGACGCGCUAAAGCAGCCGUUGCGUGAGGAGUGCGAGCGCCAGCUGCAGACGGAGGACGUCGCACGCUCUCUUGAGAACCCGAAUCUGGCGUCUCAGAGAGAGACGAGGCUGCUGGAGGUUGAAGACCAGGCGGUAGCUUCGAAGAAGUUGCCGCGGCAGGAAGCCCAUCCUCUGGAGAACCACACGAAGAUCCUCUAUCAGUUGCAAGAGGCGGAGCAACAGCAGAUAGGGGAAGCCCGGAAAGCGAAAGAAGGCAGCGCGUCGCGAGGCGAAGGGCUGGCGGCUGAAUCCGAGCAGGAAUCGAGCGUUCAGAAGCAGAACUGGACGGAGGAGAGCUUGCCGGAACUUGACGAGAACGGAGAAGAAAAGCGCGGGCGAUGGGCGGAGGAGACUCGCGCGGAGAAGGACCAGAUGGAGACGCAGGUGGCUGGGCGACAUGAACGGGAGUUCGCGUUGAUGGGAGAGAAGCGUGAAGCCUGCGGGGCUUACCUGGCAUCGCAGGAGAGUGACGCCAGCAAGCAAAGCAGCCAGAAAACACUUGAGGAACUGGCGACGCUAAAGAACCCGACUGGGGCGAGUCACCAAAAGACAGAGGGAACGCCCCUGGCCGUACCGCAUCCAUCUGCCGAAAAACUGACUCCGGCGCUGGAGAGCAACGGAGCGGAACUGGGCGGGCAUGCCAUCGCGCGCAACAAGAACGAUGCGUCAGAGGCUAGCCAAGAACAGACGGCGGGCGUGCAGGGCGCGCUUGACAGGGGACUGGAAAGCCUGCAGCAAUCCUCGGCGGAGGGGAGAGAUCUGGACCAGGAUCAGCAGCGGGGCCUGUCGCAACCCGGCGGUCCGUUGGAGGGCGAGAACGCGGGCCAGGGCGAUUGGCUGCGGACCGCCACAGCUGACGAGCGGGAGAGCGAGGUGGAGGCGAAGCUGGCGAAGGCGCGCGGGGAGUUGCAGCUCCAACUGGAAGCGAAACUCGCAGUCAAGGAGCUCGAGUUGCGAGCGCAGCUUCACGAGGAGCUGCAGAGACACCGGACGCGCUUCGCGGCGAAAAUGAAGGAGAAAGAAAGAGAAGCAGAGGAAAAGCUGCAGCGGCUGAGAGACGCGCGGCGCGGGUCGGCUGAACGGGCACGCAGUCGCCAGCUCCAGUUGGAGCGCCAGCUGCAGGAGCUCCAGGGGAGGGAGAGAGCGCUUCGUGCCGAGCUGGAAAGGCACCGAAAGUCUGAUGAGCCCACGGGAGCUUCUCAGGAGCAGUUUCAGGCAACCCGGCCUCUCGAGGUGACACAGGGAGGCGCCGAAUCGCGAGAAGAGGCGCACGCGCCGGAGAGACUCAGCGAGGCGCGUGCACGCGAGCAGGAGCUUCGAGAAGCAGCCACCGCCAGGGCGCGCAUGCAGCGCAGCGAAGACGCACUGCAGCUGUGCCUAGAGGACCUGGCGACGACCCGACGGCAGCUGGAAGAGAGCCGGCGUCAGGAGGCAGAAACGCGGCGGGCUCUUGCGUCGGAGACCGCCGAAACGGAGCGGCUGCGCCGGCAACUCGCCGACGCCACACAGCAGAGGCAGCCCCAGACGGCGCAGGAGGGGGUGCGCAGUGGCCGAGAGCGCCCGCGGGACGAAGGCGUCCGCAGCGACCGGGGAGUCGCAGCGACUGCAGGGGCCGAGGUGGAAGAGCUUCGAAAGGAGCUUGCCGCCACAAGCGAGGAGAAGAAAAAGCUGGCGAAGCGCUUUGCAGAGGUCCAGGAAAAGCUGGAAGCUGAAAAGGUACAGCGGGAGGAGAGCUGCGAGUGGCAACUUGCGAGAAGCGAAGUGAAGCACACAGACGGUGUAAAUCUGCAUGUGUCGGAAAUAACGCGAUUGGAGAACUCAGAGGAGGGAGCAAACGCCGGAGCCGAGCUGCAAGCUCAAGACGCGGAGAGAGAGGUCGAGAGCCGACACGGCCAGAGAAAAACCGUGGAAAAAAGAGAGGUUGCGAGUCGAGAGAAUCUGGCUGCUCAAGAGGCGACGCUAGACGCGAGUCUCCAGGAGGGCCCGGAAGAAACAGAGGUGGGACGCGAGACGCACGGAACGGCGAAAGCAGCUGUAGACGCGAACCUAGCCACUACCAGGGCAGGCGCCGCUGGAAUCACAGCCAUCAUAAAGAGGAGCGGAGAAAAACGACGCGAGACACCGGAGGCGCUUGAUCUCGCUCAGACAGUCGCGGAGCUCACACGGGAGCUUGAUGCGAAAUCUGCGCUUGUGCAGAAAUAUCAAGGCCUUCUGAAAAUAAAGGAUGCGGCGGCGCUGCGGCGGUCCGCCAGCAGCCAGGAGGGGCGGAUAGUCUCUCGAGACAGUUCCUGUUUGUGCGUUCUCGUGGAGGACCAGGAGGCCCUGGAGGCGCAGCGGAGAGAGGCGGAGGAGCUGGCGCGUACGAAGGCGGAUCUGGGUAGACAGAAAACGGAACUGAAGCGUGAGGAAGAGAGGCUGCAGCGCGAAACAGAGAAGCUCCGGCAGGCUCAGGAAGCGCAUGCAAGAGCUCGCGACCAGCUGCGCGAAGAAGCUAAGCAGGUGCACGAAGAAGCUCGGCAGCUUCAGGAAGGUCAAGCGCAUUUCCUCGAGGCGCAACAAGAAUUGGACAGGAGACAGGCAAGUCUCGAGAGAACUCGCGCAUGCCUGGCGGUUCAAACAGAGGUGCGACAUCGAGAAGAACAGACUCCUGAACGGCCGAAGGGAAGUGCGCAUGACGAGCGAGUGGACGCCAAGGAGACAGGGGGGGAGUUGAGGCCGCCCCGUGGAGAGCUUGAGAGAGCCAUAGUCGCUGCUCAUCCAGCACAGGCGGCGCUCAGGGAAGAGAACGCGCCAGCAACGGGGUCUGAACCUUUGGAGCGAGACACACCGUACCGUCUGCUCCCGACCAGCCCACUUGCCGAGCCUGCGCGGCGUGCCAGCGCGUACAUAUCGCUUCAAAAAAGGCGACAGACGGGGGACAGGAGGCGGAGGCGCUCUGCGCUCGAUCUCUCUGAUCUCGACCCUGUCUCAGUGGAGCUGCAAACGCUGCAGGAUCUGGUGCACCAGAGAGACUUGGAAAUCCAGAGUUUCGCGCAGGCGCUUCUCGUGCAGAGCAAGGCAUCCCGCGAUCACCUCUCACGACAGCGGCCGCUUUCGCAGCAGACGCUGAGGGACAUCGCUGCAAACUCAGCCCUCCCUGAGGGCUUAGACCCCUUCCCCCGCGCAGGGGUGUUGUCUACAAGCAAGAGAAGUGUUUCUCCCGAGCGAUUUGCGGAGCGUCCCGAGGAGACACCGAAGCGACCCCCGAACUGGUUUCGUCACCAGGACGGAGGAAAAUGUCUGGCGGGGUGGGCAAGAGAAGCGAUCUCCCCCCAGGCCAUACAGACGAUGAGGGCCGCGAGCUAUGCUCGUGGAGUCCCCAGCGCGGAGACAUCCUCAGAUGCUCGCGCAUCUACAGAAAAGAACCUCCCGGCAGCUCCGCGUCACAAGGAGGGGGAAAUGAUGGAGCCGCGACUUGAGGCCGGCCAGCCGCACGAUGGAGACGAAACGCGAGGAGGAGCGCAACGACGCAGGCGCGUGGAGUCUCCGAAUGCGGGGCCUCUGGCAGCUCCCCGACUCGGAGGCGACGCCACUCGACACGAGGGUAGACCAGUUCUCAAGGACGUUUGCACGUUUGCGAAAGAAGCAGAACGAACAGGCAGAACUGCACAUGGACGCAACCUGGGAAACAGCUGCUCCACCGAUCAGGAGACCCUCGAGUUGAUCCGAGCUUUCUGGCUCGCAGCUUGUCCCCCUCCAGCAGUCGAGUCGAGACUUCUGUCCUUGUUCAGCCCGCUGCUGAUGUAUCAGCUGACGCACUACGGGGCUUGGACCGUUAUGCCUUCUCCCGUUUCUCGCUUCGACACAGUGUCCUCUGCGGCUUCACUGGACCUCAAGUCAAGCACAACGGCCAGGGGCUUAGUAAGCUCGGGCGAACACGAACGCACCCGCGGGCACUGCGCAUCCCUUGGCGCGGAGCAGGCAUGUUUAUCCCCAGUUCCCGACCGUGGACUGAAACUGUCUCCUUCCUUGCCUCCUCGCAAGGGCCACAGUCCCUGUGCGGAGGCCCCUGUGUACGUCCUCUGUUCUCCGCUCGUCUCGAGUUACGCCGCUCUUCUCGCUCCUUCGUCUGCCUCGGAGUCAACUGCCGUCUUUCUGCUGUCUUCCUUCGGAGCAGAAACGGCUCAGAUUCGCGUCCAGACAGUUCAGUCCUUCUUGCCGAGGCGCGAACAGGACUUCCCCUGGGGUCCGAGUGCGACGAUGCAGGCGCCUCCCUCUGUGUCGCUCUGCAGCGCCCCGACCAGUCGACUUCCAGGCAAGUCAUCAGAGCCCUGCCAGGAGACAGAGCGCCGGAUCGGGCCUGUUCUCGUCCGGUUGCAGGAGUGCAGCUGCAUCGCCACUGGCGGUGUCAUGUACCUUGAGUUCUCCCUGACCAAACGCGAGGGUUCAGAAGGCGAAGGCAGACGCAUGCAGACGGAGGACGGAGAGAGACUCUCGGACAUCCGGAAGGUAGACGCUAGACGGGGGCACGAAGCUCUUCCAGCGCACACGCCUUGCCGAGGUAGUCAUCAAGGCGUCCCAAGAGCACGUGGCCAGCCAUGGCCUGAGGCAAGCAAGUCCCCGAAUGCGCCUGCGAGACGAGGACGGCAAUCGCUAACGCGAACGCGUUUCUCGCCGAGCCCGCAGAGCCGGGGAAAGACACUUGACCCUCUGAGGGAGACCGCGGCAGCAAAAAGAGGCGACAGAGCCUUUUCUCUCCACCUCGUGUCGCUCCCGACCGACGACGGACUCGUUUGGUUCCACUUUCUCGAGUCAGGAAGCGCCAGCGAGCAUGGGCAAACUCGCCGCGAGACGCACACAAGUCUGGUGGGGCGGGGCCCGCAGUUCUUGUCUUCAGUGGAGGACGGGGCAAGUACAGCCUUCGUCCGAGGGCGAGCGAAACCGGUCAAGAUUCAACACGCACUGACCGGACUCUUUAUGAAGCUGAGCCCCGCCGAAACAGACCCUUCGGAGUCGGCGUCUCGGCGCAUUCAAGAGGAAGGGUACCUGGAGCCACAAAUCGCCGCGCUGGUCACAUACGCGAGAGAAAGAGGGGCAUUUGAAGCGGGCGCCGCUUCCCAGCUUCAGAGCCAGAGUGACACGAGACGCGAUUGUGGCUAUCGAGUCGAGGAAGACGCACAACUUCUCGGGAAAAACCACGUUCGAACCGCGAUCGAGACGUUCGAGCGAAAUCGAGAACACGGACAGAUGCGGGGCCUACGGGGUACCCACGACCCCGACGAGGCUACGGUUUUUCUGCUCGUGGAACAGGAUGAAUUGAGACAGAGAACGAUGUACGGGAGGAACCGGCUCGUCCAAAUGUUCCAGGAUGCAUUCUCGGCGGCGAGACUGUAG